AUGGCUCCCACUGCCUCGUCUCAAAGGCCCAAACGCGAGCAAAAGCCCAAAUCUCCCUCGUCUCUGAAGCCCGAAGGCCAGCCGAAGUCGAAGCCUGCUAUAGCUCAAAAGGCCAAAAACAGGCGCGCCCGCAAGACAAAGGCCAAGGCCAAGGGCAAAGGCAAGGGGAAGGAGGAGGAUCCUCUCGGGAAUCCUCCACCCCCCCCCCUAUGCUUUAGCUGCAGUCCUCGCCCCACGAAAGCCGUCUCUCCACCCAAAACGCCAACCCGUAGCCAACCGCUCUCCCCUCCCGGCCUCCCUCAGCUGAUGCGUCGUACUGGGCAGCAGGUGCCCCCACCAACAAUCGAUCCAAUGUUCGAAAUCUCGCAUACACGUGGCGUGGAGUGGUCACAGCUGUUGACAAUGUGUGGAACAUUGUCCGAAUCGCUCGAACGUAUGUACCGUUCAUACAUACCUCAUCGGCCAGACAACGAGGACCCUUUCGUUCGCCUUCGAGAUACCCUGCACCGCGAAAACAAACAAGGGACGCUCACCAAAGUCACGUCUGAAGCGCUGAUGAUUGUUGAGGAGCUUUGGAGCCGUCGUGAACGGCAAUGGCUCCGCGAGGGAAAAUAUAUACCCUGCGGCAUCCGAAUACAAGACAAUCAGUUAAAUACAAAUGAUGCCGACUGCUAUCGAAUUAUCAAGCUUCUGUUCGAUCAAGCACACACACCGAUGGGUAUCCCUGAGGUCUGGAAAGAUGCCUUGCGGCUUCUCGGCAGCAGGGAGCUUCAAAAUCACAAAAGUGAAGUAUCCUUGAUUGGUCGCGAAGAGCUGAAGCCACUUUAUUGGACCUCUCCUAUUGGUGCGGCUCGAGAGCCAACUCCAUGGGAGAUUGUCGCUCACCUGGUAGCCGCGAGCGGCCGGUCGCCGAGUUGGUUGAAGGAGCAUUUGGUCCCGUUUGUUGAACGUGCACAAAGCGAUCAAGAGGAACGCAGAAAGUCACACACUCUGUAA
Molecule: messenger RNA, 996 nt
Organism: Serendipita indica DSM 11827
Lineage: Eukaryota; Fungi; Basidiomycota; Agaricomycetes; Sebacinales; Serendipitaceae
Source: the annotation of a GenBank genome assembly